UCCAGUGCUUCCCCAUGGGGAAUGUGGCUUUUCAACGCUGCUGAGCUCGGCAGUCGCUUGGCCGCUACUUCCGUUACCUUGAGACGGUUCCUGAGGUUUGGGGUGACCAUGGCCAAGAGCAAGUUUGAGUACGUGCGGGAUUUUGAGGCUGACGAUACCUGCUUGCCACACUGCUGGGUUGUGGUGCGGCUGGACGGCCGGAAUUUCCACCGGUUUGCUGAGAAGCACAACUUUGCAAAACCGAAUGACAGUCGAGCUCUCAAUCUGAUGACCAAAUGUGCCCAGACAGUAAUGGAGGAGCUGGAGGACAUUGUGAUUGCAUAUGGACAGAGUGAUGAGUACAGCUUUGUGUUCAGGCGGAAAAGCAAUUGGUUUAAAAGAAGAGCCAGUAAGUUCAUGACUCUCGUGGCCUCCCAGUUCGCCUCCAGUUAUGUGUUUUAUUGGCCGGAUUACUUUGAGGACCAGCCCCUUCUGUAUCCCCCAGGAUUUGAUGGAAGAGUCGUGUUGUAUCCUAGCAACCAGACCUUGAAGGACUACCUUAGUUGGCGGCAGGCAGACUGUCAUAUCAAUAAUCUUUAUAAUACAGUUUUCUGGGCCCUUAUCCAGCAGUCUGGACUAACACCAGUCCAAGCCCAGGAGAGAUUAAAGGGAACUGUGACAGCAGACAAGAAUGAGAUCCUGUUCUCUCAGUUCCACAUCAAUUACAAUGAUGAGCCACAGAUGUAUAGGAAAGGGACGGUGUUGGUGUGGCAAAAGGUGGAUGAAGUCAAGACACAAGAAAUUAGGCUUCCAGAAGAAAUGGAGGGGAAAAAGAUGACCGUAACCCGGACCAGAACCAGGCCACUGCCCUUGUACUGCGACCUCAUAGGGGAUGCUUUCUGGAAGGAACACCCAGACAUUCUGGAGGAAGGGAACUGACCCUGCACCCUGCACCCUGCAGUUCUGCCGUGCUUACCCAUGCAGGGCUCCCUGAGUCUCCUCCUA
Onychomys torridus (southern grasshopper mouse) is the source of this 984-nucleotide messenger RNA. RefSeq names its product tRNA-histidine guanylyltransferase 1 like (gene Thg1l). The record is from RefSeq and is a predicted model, not a curated record. Gene Ontology annotation, molecular function: tRNA guanylyltransferase activity; magnesium ion binding. NCBI's taxonomy places the organism in Eukaryota, Metazoa, Chordata, Mammalia, Rodentia, Cricetidae. Gene Ontology annotation, biological process: tRNA modification.